AUGCCUUCCCUAGCCAAUUUCUUCCAUACUCAGCUAAUUCUCAAGAUACCACUGCCAACAUCUUCCUUUGAAGCCAAGACGGUCAUUGUCACUGGAGCCAAUGGGGGCUUAGGCAAGGAGAUUGUCAAGCAUCUCAUCCGCCUUGGAGCUGACAAGAUCAUAUUUGCCUGCCGCAGUCAAUCGCGAGGCGAAGAAGCAAAGGCGGAAAUUGAGGCUGUCACUCAUUGUGAUCCCGCGAUUAUCCAAGUCUGGACACUCGACGUCGCCUCUUCCUCAUCCAUCAAGGCCUUUGUGGACAAGGUGAACACUCUACCAAGGUUGGACGUCGUCAUCAACAAUGCAGGAAUCGGCGCGAGUAGCAAAGUCCAGGUAUACGGAACUGAAAGUACCCUCGGCAUCAAUGUCAUCGGGACCUUUCUGCUGGCCGUGCAACUUAUCCCAAAGCUGAGAGAGACUGCCCGCAAGUACGAGACGACGCCGCACAUGACCUUUGUUGGGUCGGCCUUGUAUGAUAUUGCCAAAUACCCCGAGAACCACGGCGACGAUAUCUUUAGCUGGUUCAGCGACGAUGCGCAUUUUGAUAAGACGAAUCAAUACAAUCUUUCAAAGCUAUUGCAGCUCUAUGCGGUCAUCAAAAUGUGUGCCGCCAUCGACCCAGUCGAAAAGACAAACCUUCGUCCCAUUGUGGUAAACUCCCUGGACCCCUGUUUCUGCAAGACUGGGUUGGUGGGAGGUUUGACGGGUGUAGCCCGAAUCUUCUUCAAUAUCUUCCAGGCAAUGUUCGCCCGUACUGCUGAAGAGGGCUCACGGCUAGUGGUGCAAGCUGCAGCAGCAGGAAGAAAAACUCAUGGACUAUACUUGAGGGCGGGAGAGGUGCAGGCGUAUGCACCCAUUGCUCUUGACAACGAGAAAGCCACUUGUGUUUGGGAAACUUUGUGUAAAAGGUUGGAGCAGAUCCAACCAGGAGUUUUGGAGAAUCUGAAUUGA
This is a messenger RNA of Pestalotiopsis fici W106-1, 987 nucleotides long. RefSeq lists its product as uncharacterized. NCBI's taxonomy places the organism in Eukaryota, Fungi, Ascomycota, Sordariomycetes, Amphisphaeriales, Sporocadaceae. The transcript is spliced from 2 exons. Bases 1 to 987 code for a protein of 328 amino acids. The record is from RefSeq and is a predicted model, not a curated record.